AUGUUUGGACAAUUACCCUCCACGUUGCAAAAUUCUGGUGAUUUAGUUAUGCUUGAUCUUAGUGGAAAUCAUUUUAGUGGAAGUGUACUGGCAUGGAUUGGUGAUAAGCUCUCAAGCCUUGUGAUUCUAAGCCUUCGAUCAAAUAACUUUGAUGGUCAUAUUCCUCAUAAAAUUUGUGAUCUUCAAUUUCUUCAAAACUUGGACCUUGGCCACAACAACAUUUCUGAAGUUAUUCCAAAAUGUUUCAGGAAUCUCCUAACAGGAAAUAUACCAGACAACAUUGGCAACAUGGAGUUGAUGGAAUCUCUUGAUUUGUCCAUGAAUCGACUAAAUGGUGAAAUCCCUCCAAGUUUCUCCAAUUUGAAUUUCUUGAAUCACUUCAAUGUGUCCUACAACAACUUGACAGGACAAAUUCCAAUAAGCACUCAGCUUUAA
Molecule: messenger RNA, 435 nt
Organism: Gossypium arboreum
Lineage: Eukaryota; Viridiplantae; Streptophyta; Magnoliopsida; Malvales; Malvaceae
Product: DNA damage-repair/toleration protein DRT100-like
Exons: 2
Coding region: 1-435 (144 amino acids)
Molecular function (GO): protein binding
Source: RefSeq, a predicted model, not a curated record